Leishmania mexicana MHOM/GT/2001/U1103 is the source of this 1626-nucleotide messenger RNA. Its product is annotated as putative DNA repair enzyme. NCBI's taxonomy places the organism in Eukaryota, Euglenozoa, Kinetoplastea, Trypanosomatida, Trypanosomatidae. The transcript has a single exon. The record is from RefSeq and is a predicted model, not a curated record. Gene Ontology annotation, biological process: entrainment of circadian clock by photoperiod; circadian regulation of gene expression. Gene Ontology annotation, molecular function: DNA binding; FAD binding. Gene Ontology annotation, cellular component: nucleus; cytoplasm. The coding region runs from base 1 to 1626 and encodes 541 amino acids.
AUGAAGCGUGGCCGCAGUCGCUCCCAGUCCACCGACUCGGCGGCGGCAGAGAAGAGGUCGCACACGGAGCAGGAGGAGGUGGCGCUGUUUCUCUUCCGCCGCGACCUGCGCGUGGUGGACAACACCGGCCUGCAGGCGCUCUGCAACGAGGCCGCGCGCCGUUCCAUCCCGGUACUGCCGGCGUUCUUCUUCAACCCAAUUCAAUGCGACAAGAAGAGGAACCCGUACUUUGGCGACGCCUUUUUCCAGUUCUUCUGCGAGUCCCUCGUAGACUUGGACGGCGCGACGCAGCUCAACGGUGGACUGGUGUGCCUGCGCGGCAGCGAUGAGGAUUGCCUGCGGCGCAUCCGAGACGGCGGCUAUGAGGUUAAAGUGCUUGGGUUCAACGAGGACUACACCCCGUUUGCCCUCGUGCGCGAUCGGCUGCUGCGCGACUACGCGGACAAGCAGGGCAUUGUGUGCGUGACGGGGCCUCACGACUACUCGCUGCGUCCUCUGGAUGAGGUGGUCAAGGACUCCGAGCAGCCGUACAGCGUCUUCACUCCGUUCUACAACAAGUUCACGGCCGAGCAUGCGCGCAAGGUGGCGAAGCCGCUGUUGGUGAACGUGAGGAAGGUGCAGUCGAUGCUGGUGUCGCAGCCGAAGAAGUGCCUGGAGCAUCACCUGGUGGAUCCCGCGCUUCUGUACACGCACAUGCCGCAGGUGCAGGACCACGGCGGUCGUACAGAGGGGCUGAAGCGAUUAGCUUGCGUGGAGAGGCUGAAGCAGUACGCAGAUGUCCGCGACGACAUCGCGGGAGACUGCACCUCGCACCUCAGUCCGCACAUGAAGUGCGGCACGGUGUCGACGCGGGAGGUGUGGCACGCCAGCGUGCAGGCGCUCGGCACCGGGCACCCGUUCACUCGACAACUUGUGUGGCGAGAAUUCUACGCGAUGCUGGCCUUCACGCGCCCACGGCUCUUGCAAGGGCAGCUGAACUCCUUCAUUGGCCAGAAGGACAUUGUCAAGGCGACGCAGCCGAAACAGAAUGCACCGUUCCAGCCGUCGUACGACGACUACAAGUGGCGCUGGAAGGCAGAGCACUUCGAGGCGUUCAAGGAGGGGCGCACCGGUGUACCGCUUGUCGACGCCGCCGUGCGGUGUCUGACUGCCACCGGCUGGUGCCACAACCGCUGCCGCUUAGUCAUCUCCAACUUUGCCGUCAAGGUGCUCGGAAUCGACUGGCGUGAGUGUGAGCGGUGGUUUGCGACAGUGGCUGUGGACUACGACGUCGCGAACAACAACGGUGGCUGGCUGUGGUCCUCAGGCCAGGGUGCGGACGCGCAGCCGUACUUUCGCACCUUCAACGCAUUCCGCCAGUCGGAGCGCUUCGACCCGGACUGCAAGUUCGUCUUCCAGUGGGUGCCGGAGUUGGCGAAGGUGCCGCCGAGCGUCGUGCACCACUGGGAGGAGUACUGUGCGAGGGCUAGAGACAAGGCGACUGGUACCUACUCGAGGAAGCGGGGUGCCCAAGGGAAGGCAGAGGAAUACCCCACGUCGUAUCCCGCGCCCAUUGUGGACAUCAAGGCCGCCACCAAGGCGGUCAUUGAAGAGUACAAGAAGUACGGCAAGUACAAGGAGAGCUAG